UUGAUGCCAUUGCAUUCUGCUGCUUGACCAAGGAGCUAGACGGGCUAGCCGAGAUGAGGCUGCUUGGAAUUGCCUUUCUCCUUGGGGGGGCAGGUGUUCUCCAUGCCUUUGCAGUCAUGGAGAAGGAAGACGUCUUCAAGAAAACACCCUGCCCGGCCUUCCUGAUGUUUGACAAUGCCGCCUACUUGGCUGACAUGAGUUUCGAGCUGCCUUGUAACUGCAAGCCUGAAAAAGUCAGCUCAGUCGUCUGGUACUUCCAGAAGAGCAUGGGCAGCCGGCAGACCAAGGUCUUAACAGACUUCGAUGGAACCAUAUUCUUGGAUUCAGGCCACAUCCGUGUGGGCAGCGACAUGCUGAAGCGCUUCAGCAUUAGGAUGUUCAGUCUCAUCGUCUUCCGGGCCCAGGUGGAGGAUUCGGGCCACUAUCUCUGUGGUACCAAGCAAGGGGACUUCUUCUAUGGCUAUGAUGUGGACGUGCAACCAACCAAGGGCAUCACUGUGGCCUUUGAGGACAGGAGCCAGCACCCACAGAAGGAUCAGAAAGAAGAGCAUUUCAGCAUGUUCACCACCUUCUGGGACUGGACCAAGUGUGACCGUUGUGGGGUGAGAGGUGAGCAACGGAGAAUUGGCCUCUGCUACGUGAAGAGCGCCUACCUCUACCCCAGGUACCGCACAGUCACCACCGACAUGGUGUCUUGUGGUUCAAAAUCUGUCCCCAGGCGCUUCCAGGGCACCAUCCGGCUCAGGAAGCCCGAGGUUGUCAUCCGAAGCUGCCUGACGCCUUGUGUGCAGAGAAAGGGCCCCGAGGAAGGAGUGGUGUCCAUCUCCAACCUCAUUGCAGAGGUUGGCCAGAAGCCCUGGCUGCCCCAAGUCCCCAUUCAGUUCCACAAGCAACAGCUUGGGAGCGGUUUGAUAAUUGCCUGCCCCGGAGCCAGGCCAGAGCAUGCAGUGGCAUGGGACAAAGAUUCCACUCGACUGUACCGCACCAGAUUCCUCACCGGGGUCAACAAAAGCAUGCGGGUCUUCAUCGACCAUGGCAACCACCUGCACAUUCGAUUUACUCAGCUGGACGACAGGGGCAUUUACUACUGCUGGCGUGAAGGGCAAAUGGUUGCAGGCUUCCGGCUCUCUGUGGGGUUCCGGGGCGAACGCAAGCGAACCCUCGCUGACCCUGAGACGAGAUACGCCAUCAAGGCCAUCCUCACCAGCUAUGUCCUCAUCACCCUGGUUUUCAUCAGCAUCCACGUUGGCCGCUGCUGCUUUCACGUGUUCAGAUGCACUCCCAUGAGGUAGCCUGGCCAGCGAGUCUUGGCUGCAAGCCAGGGAAAUGAUUUCUCCUAUUCAUUUGUGAUUAUGUCUUGGAACAUUUUCACUGGCGCUGUGGGACUUUUCCUCAUGCGCAUUAGCAAGACAUGCCAGCAAAAUGCUACUACUGCAUGCUCACUAAUUUCCUUUCACUGUGGAGCAAGAGAGAACUGAACCAUGGUGAGACCAGCAUUCAACGACUCGCAGCUUCGGCUUGUUAGGGACGGUCUUGGAACGAGGACGUCUGGGGGCUGUUCCUUCCUGUGCCACUGACCUGCCGAGCAACAUUGGGCCAGCCGCUCUGUACAAUAAAGCAAAUAUUUUGCACGGACUUAGAUCUAGUCCACCCCAGAAGUGCCACAUUGGCACAGCUGCAUCGCUGCAGCAUGUCUGGUGAAGGCUGUCUAUGCCGACAGGGAGAGCUCUCUGGUCUCCCUAAUAACUCCAC
This is a messenger RNA of Pelodiscus sinensis (Chinese soft-shelled turtle), 1752 nucleotides long. The record is from RefSeq and is a predicted model, not a curated record. Lineage: Eukaryota; Metazoa; Chordata; Testudines; Trionychidae.